Messenger RNA from Zea mays, 1766 nucleotides. RefSeq names its product putative E3 ubiquitin-protein ligase RHC1A. Gene Ontology annotation, cellular component: cytoplasm. Lineage: Eukaryota; Viridiplantae; Streptophyta; Magnoliopsida; Poales; Poaceae. Gene Ontology annotation, molecular function: ubiquitin protein ligase activity. Gene Ontology annotation, biological process: protein ubiquitination. The record is from RefSeq and is marked provisional.
CCGUGUUCCGAGCCGCAGCUUUGGUCCCCACUCGGAUCCAAACAUUUCUUCCCCCGUUCAUUCAGUUUGUUGUGGCCUGUGGGGUUUCGCUUGCCACGUGGUGCCCCACGAAUCCAACCCGAGCCGUGAUUGCGUCUGCGGUUAGUUUAGGUUUUUCGUAGCGCUGUUCUUCAGUGCGCGAGAUCGAUCUAAGAUGUUGGUAGGCGCACCCGCGCGGUAUUAACCUGUUGGUGCCCAAUUAAGGUGGAGGACUAGAAGGCUAUCCUCGUAUGGAUCCUCUUGCCUCUCCCGUCUUCUUUCGCUGCCUUCCUAUUGAAGAAACUAAUUCUGGGAAGAAAGGCAUGGGUGGGAGAAAAGCUUUAGCAGUUUCUGUUGUCUGAGGCAAAGUUUAACGAUUUCGAUCGUUCAAGUUCACAUCUUGGUCCUCUAGGACUAGGAACAGCUUCGCAGAAAUUCGCAUAGUUAUGUAUGAAUAAUCUUUUCACUGCAAAGAGAAGUAUUAUAGGUACUUAUCUGGAAAGUUUUUGGCACUCAAUUAAGUCUUCUUGGUUUAGAUUUUAUAUAGUUCUGAUCAUAUGGCUUCUUAUCAGCAUACUUGUCUUGGGUGGUCUAGUUGGAUCAUGUAAGUUGUGUUUCAAAUUUUAUAUGGCUAUCUGUCUAGUGGAGCUCUGUGCUCAGAUCUUGGAAACGUUGCCGGUUUUGCAGUUGGCAGGCGAGGCGAUACAUCAACCAACCAAAAGAAAUGUCAGCUGGCAGGCAAGCAUACUGGUGUUACCAGUGCCGACAGAGGGUGAGGCCACGGGGCCGGGAGAUGGUUUGUCCCUACUGCGAUUCUGGGUUUGUGGCUGAAAUGGAUGAUGUAGAUGCUCUCAUGAGCCACUUCGUUGGGACGGAUCCUGAUUUCCAUCGCGACCCACGGUUCGGGAUCAUGGAGGCGAUCUCCGCCGUGAUGCGGCAUGGUAUGGCAGGGAUGAACCGGGAGGUUGAUGUCAGAGGGAGGCCGAACUUCUUUUCAGACCUGGAGAUGGAGUUCGGUUCAGGGCCAUGGCUGCUCUUCCGUGGCCAGCUCCCCGGCCACCUCACCGAGGACAACGGUUUCGAUGUUUUCGUCAAUGGACGACGUGGCGGCGGCGGCGGCGGCGGCGGCAUGAGGAGGGCCAACAUCGCGGACUACUUCGUUGGCCCUGGACUGGAUGAUCUUAUCGAGCAGUUGACCCAGAAUGAUCGCCGAGGACCACCACCUGCUGCACAGUCCUCGAUCGACGCUAUGCCCACAGUGAAGAUCACCCAGAGGCAUCUCAGUGGGGACUCGCACUGCCCUAUCUGCAAGGAGAAGUUCGAGAUGGGAUCCGAAGAAGCAAGAGAGAUGCCAUGCAAGCACCUGUACCACUCCGACUGCAUAGUUCCUUGGUUAGAGCAGCACAAUUCCUGCCCCGUUUGCCGUUACGAGCUCCCGCCACAGGGCUCUGCCACCGGUGCUAGCUGCUCGCGCGCGAGAUCAACCGACCAGAGCCAGAGCUCAAGUAGUUCAAGCAGCAGCGGGAGAACCAGUGGGCGUCAAAGGAGAAGGAACCCGUUCUCGUUCCUGUGGCCUUUCCGCUCAUCAAGUAGUUCUCGCUAGAUUAGCCUCUGGUAAUCUUUGCUCAGGUUCGAAAUACUGUUUGUUUUUUUGGGUCAAAUACGCUGGUCUAAUGGGCUUUAAUGUGGUGGGAUCUCAAUCUGUACUGUAUGGUUUGUUAAUGAUCGCCACACGAUGCUUCUCCUUG